UAAAAUGAUUUUAAAUAUCGAUAUAAUAAGUUUUUGCGGCCGCGGCGCAAUGGUUACAUCGCUUGCUUUAUAAGCAGGAGAUCGAGGUUCGAAACGAGCUCUGGACACGUUUUCGCGUCACGGUAAGGAAAGAGGCGUGCACUUCCGCGACAAGACCGUAAGGUCUUCUAGGGGCACCUAAAUAACAAAAAAAAUAAAAUAAAAAAAUAAUUUUUUUUUUUUUUUUUGCAACGCCAUCUUUACCACUAACAUUUCAUACAAAUUAAAGAUUGCCGCACUUACGUAAAAUAAACAAAUGUUAUAGUGUUGGGAAAAUAAAAAAUUUUGGAAGACGAAAAUAAUGUUUUCAAGUGAGUGUAAAACGCGAAAUUGCACAAAAAGCAAGUUUAAUGGAAGUCCUAACCCUCUUGCAAAUACAGAACCACCCACAAACAGACAGAUUAUUCAAGAAUUUUAUUUUCUUAACAAUACUUAUCCAAGUUUUUGCUUUAGCGUAAUGUUUAAUACUUAUCUAAGUUUUUGCUUUAGCCUAAAACUUAUAGCUGAAAAAAUAAUCAUGAUAUGGAGAAAAGUUAACACUCGGCUACCAUUUAUGUCCUCUUAUUGUGUAGAAAAAAGUUGGAGUACUUCUAAACAUAUCCAGAUUCCUGUAGAAAAAAGGUUAUAUAUGAAAGACCAGAGAGAAAAGUCAGGUCCAAAUAUAUCAUUACAACUUGGCUCAGUUGAUCGUAAAUGGUCUAGAAAAGAAUCUUUAAAGAAACAUAAAACUGAAUACAAAAAUGUGGAAGAGUCAUUACAACAAGAAACAUUUAAUUUAUUUCCAGAAUUACUAUUAUCAGAAUCUGAUUCAGAACCUGUCAUUUCUAGCUCUAGUGAGAUAUAGGAGCCUGAAAGAAAUCCAUCAGGAAUCUACAAUCUUUGGAAGUUUCCAAAAUUUACUAUUGAGAUGAUCAGAAGCGAUAAAGGAAGUUCGAUUGGAGUUGCCUUAGGGAAUGCUCUUAUGCUCGAUCUAUCAGGGCUGUUUAAUGAUCCAGCAAUUGUAUCAACUUUUUAGACAAAUCCAAAAGACAUUUUAGACAGACAAAAAAAAGUAUUGUCAGACUUAAAAUCUGUUGAAAAUGACAGAGAGUUUGUUUGCUAUGGUGUUGAUUUUAAAAUUGAUAAUAAAAAUUUAGUUAUAAGAGAAAUAAAAAAAGAAGAUUUUGAGUUUGUGUUAAAGAGAUCAACAGAGAAAGAAGAUCACAUGACUGUGAUUAAAGAACUUCUCCCUAUACAGAAUCUUUUAUUUAUAUAAUUUCAACUUUUGAUAGAUAUUUCAAAGGUUUUUAAUAAUCUUGAUUAAAAUUUAACCUAUUGGGUAAAUUUAACUUAUCUGAAAUAAUAAGGAUAGUUUUCUAUUUUACAAAUAUUCUAUUAUAUAGCCCAGGCGUCGGCAACCUAUUUUAAGUAGAGAGGUUUUUCCUAAAAUAAUUAAAGUAAAUCUUCCUUAAAUAAUUUUAAAAAAGGAGUUGCAGGAUGUUUGAAACAUAGUUUUAAAUCAAAAUAUUAUGUAAUUUGGACAGACUGGAGAGACACGGAAUUUAAACAACUUAGUAGUAGAAUGAGACUCGCUACCCACUUGUUGCUGACCCCUGAUGUAACCAUUAAACAAAUUUUCUGCAUUUUAAUUUUGUGUUUUUUUUAUAAAAUCCGGACCAGAAUUUACAAAAGAAUUAUGUUAAAGUGUUAAUAUCUAACUUAGAAAAAAAUAUAUAAUUUUGAUUUAGAGUA
Hydra vulgaris (swiftwater hydra) is the source of this 1770-nucleotide messenger RNA. The record is from RefSeq and is a predicted model, not a curated record. NCBI's taxonomy places the organism in Eukaryota, Metazoa, Cnidaria, Hydrozoa, Anthoathecata, Hydridae.